Molecule: messenger RNA, 1801 nt
Organism: Diatraea saccharalis (sugarcane borer)
Lineage: Eukaryota; Metazoa; Arthropoda; Insecta; Lepidoptera; Crambidae
Source: the annotation of a GenBank genome assembly
ACAGAACAAUAGACAACGACGUUCUUGACGUGCGUCAAUUUUGCUUUGCUUGAUGAAAUUAUUUUGUUACCGUUCUUGAACGAAAAUAUAAAAUUGUAAACACAAACUGGUUCAUCUAAAAACCGCGCGUUUUUCAGUUUGUUUUUGUGUAUCAAUAACAAAUUAAGUUAGAUCCUUCCUUACACAUACAGAUUUAACUUGAAUUAUGACGGAAGAAAUUGAUUCGAGUUUACAAUCCCUUGUUUCAAAUGUAGUGAAUGCAAAACAUUUUAGCCACUGCAGAUUAUGUUUGAAAUAUCUGGAUAAACAUUUCGUACGAUUUCAUGAUUUAGUAACUUUAGAUACGGCUAUAGCAGAUUUUAGACCCCUUUCUGAUAUCAUAACAGACCUUUUUGGUGAACAGAUAUGUGAAGAAAUUCCAGGUAUUGAUGCCAUUUGCCCCGAUUGUGUUGACAAAGCUUUAGAGACGGCAAGAUUUUUAGAAAAAUGCAAAUCUGCCAAUAAUAAACUCUGUUCAAUUCUCCAUAACUUAGAAGAAACUCUGAAUGUGGAUAUCAAUUUAUCUGGCCAGGAACAAUCCUUAUAUAUAGUUGUUGAAGAAAAUGAUUCUAAAAUUAUUUUAGUUGGAAAUGCAACAAAUGAAAAGGUAAAAUCAAAAUCCAAAAAGGUCAAAUGUCAGUUUGAAUGCUUUGCGUGUAAUGAAGAUUUUGAUGAGUUUGAUGAAUUGAAAGCUCACAAUCUCUCAACUCAUGGGUAUUUGACUUGUGAUAUAUGUCAUGAUGUUUACAAUAGUAAUGACGAUCUAUUGUACCAUUUAAACAAUACUCACAAAUAUGAAUGUGAUCAUUGCAAAAUCAGAAGAGAUACUCAAGAACAGCUAGAGGACCAUAUAGAUCUCUGUCAUACACUGUAUGUAUGUAAACAAUGUGGCAUUUCAUGUCAAGGUAGCGAAAAGUUGCAGUUGCAUGAACAAAAACACAACACACACAAGAAAAACCAAUGUCCCAAAUGUGGAAAAGUAUAUUGUACUAAAGAAUUCUUUCAGAGGCAUGUGAAGCUUUGUUUUGAAGAUCGCAUAGAUCCACAUCCAAUGAGAACUGAAAUUGUGAAAACCUUAUUUUGUAAGAUAUGUGGUAAAGGAUAUAGCUCCUAUGGAGGUUUGAGAGUGCAUAAUAGGUUUGCUCAUGGUAAUGCAAAGCCCCAUGUUUGUAAGCUAUGUGGUAAAGAAUUUACUGCCCCUAGUUACUUAAAGACUCAUAUGAUUAAGCAUACUGGAGAGAAGAAUUUUAAAUGUGAAAUUUGUGGGAACAGAUUUGUAUCUAAAGAAGCUUUGUUGUAUCACACUCGAAGGCAUACGGGAGAAAAGCCCUAUUCCUGCAAACAGUGCAAUGAAAAAUUUGUUAAUGCUUCAGCAAGAGCAGAGCACAUCAAAUACAAACAUGUCGGCCCCACAUUGAUGUGUGAGAUUUGUUCACAGAAGUUUGUGACAACAAAUUUCUUAAAGCAACACAUGAACAGACAUCGUGAUCCAACCAGUAAGUUGUAUGUGUCAAAGACUCCUGACAUGCCAGGAGAAGAGAACUACAAAACUAAAAUCAGAAAUAAUCAUAUAAAUACCAGUUAGGGCACAUUUUAUUUUUAAAACUUACCAUUUUGAUAUAAACUAAUCAGUAAAUGAAAUCCAAUAUGUUGAAAUUUAUAAAAAUUAUGUAUUACUAUAUUAUGAUUAUUUAUAAAAAUUACAACAUUAAUGUUAAAUAUGAAUAUACAAAUAUGGCAAGACAAAAAAAAUUAAAGAAAU